Molecule: messenger RNA, 651 nt
Organism: Saccostrea cuccullata (small rock oyster)
Lineage: Eukaryota; Metazoa; Mollusca; Bivalvia; Ostreida; Ostreidae
Exons: 1
Coding region: 1-651 (216 amino acids)
Source: RefSeq, a predicted model, not a curated record
AUGAAAGUAGACAUACAUGGUAAUGAAAAGGCCACUGUCAAGACUCUCACAAAACUAGGGCGGCCCUCAGGUCUUAUUGAGUUAGAAGACGGAAACAUAUUUUUCAGUGAUUUAGAGAAUAAAAUGGUAAAAAAAUUAUCCAAAGAUUUGCAAGAAGAAGCAGCAAUGAAAUUGGAUUGGUAUCAGAUGGGACUAUGCAUCAGUCGAAGCGGUCACAUUCUCUUGUGCGCUGCUUUUCUACCAUGGCAAACCACAGAUGCUAGUGACCGUGGAAAGGUUUUGCGAAUGAGCUAUAAGGGAGUAACACUGCAGGAAAUAAUGAAAGACAAUGAAGGAAAACACUUGUAUAGCAGACCUAUUUGUAUUUCUGAAAAUAUCAACCAGGAUAUUUGCGUAUCAGAUGUAUACAAGAAUUCUAUUGUCGAUGUUAAUAGAACUGGCCUCUUUAGAUUUGCCUACAGUGGUGGGGGCUUUUAUGAAAAUAAAGAAGAUUUUGAACCUACCGAACUAGAUACUGACAGUCUAGGAAACAUUGCUGCUUCGGACUCUAUUAACAAUUUGGUUCAUUUACUUGACGUUGAUGGUAAUCUUAUAAAAUACUUGCUUGUAAGCAAAGGAGGGUAUUUCUGGCCCAUGGGGUUUAAAAGUUGA